AUGUCGCUCCAGGGUAAGAAUGCAAUCGUAACCGGAGGCUCCCGCGGAAUCGGCAAAGGCAUUGUUCUCGAGCUGGCCAGCCGCGGUGCCAACGUCCUCCUCACCUACCAAAGCUCUCGCAGCCAGGCCGACGAGGUUGUGGAACGGGCACGACAGUCCGGGGUCGACGCUUUUGCCGUGGUGGCCAGUGGGGGCGAUCUAUCAGCGCCAACGACGGUGGUGGACGCCGCGGUGGCGCGAUGGGGGCAGGUCGAUAUCAUCGUCAACAACGCCGGCACGCGCGAGGACUACGACUUCGAGGCCAUGACGUCGGAUGCCUGGGAGCGCCAGUUUAACGCCAACGUGCGCUUUCCGACCUUCCUGAUCCAGGCGGCCACUCGUCACUUUGGGCCGGCGCCGCGCAUCGUCAACUUCUCCAGCAGCUACGCGCAUGACGGCCAUGCCGGCUGUCUGGCCUACGUGGGAUGCAAAGGCGCCAUCGAGAGCCUGACGCGCUCGCUGGCACGGGAAUUGGGACAUAAAUAUAACGCCACCGUCAACUGCGUGUGCCCGGGUCCUGUGGCCACGGAGCUCUGGCAGCAGAGUCUUCAGGACCCCGAGACGGCCAAGGAGUGGGAUUCGAUCAUUAAAACGACCCCGGCAGCGCCACGAGUGGCCGAGGUGGACGAUAUCGCGCAGAUCGUGGGUUUUCUGUCGGAGGAGAGAAGUCGAUGGAUCACAGGGAUGGUGGUGAACGCCAAUGGUGGACUGAUGUUCAACUGA
Aspergillus steynii IBT 23096 is the source of this 762-nucleotide messenger RNA. RefSeq names its product SDR family NAD(P)-dependent oxidoreductase. The transcript has a single exon. Lineage: Eukaryota; Fungi; Ascomycota; Eurotiomycetes; Eurotiales; Aspergillaceae. The record is from RefSeq and is a predicted model, not a curated record. Gene Ontology annotation, molecular function: oxidoreductase activity. The coding region runs from base 1 to 762 and encodes 253 amino acids.